GUGCUGGGUGGGGGGGCGCCGACACCGCGGCCUUCCCUUUAAGAGCCGCCACCGCCCACGGCCCGCUACUGCGGCAGGGACCUCCCCUUUAACGGCGGCAGCUCCGCUGACCCCACCGCGGCGGCUGCUGCUGCUAACUGCAGCUCCUGCUGCCUCCGCCGCUGGGCCUCGGGCAGCUGCAUCCUCUGCCGGGGCCGGGGCCCGCCCCGCUCAGCGCCCGACCCCGCCAUGGUGUCCUGGAUCAUCUCUCGCCUAGUGGUGCUCAUCUUUGGUACCCUGUAUCCAGCCUAUUCUUCUUACAAGGCCGUGAAGACCAAAAACGUGAAGGAAUAUGUGAAAUGGAUGAUGUACUGGAUCGUCUUUGCCUUCUUCACCACAGCUGAGACACUCACGGAUAUCAUAUUGUCCUGGUUCCCCUUCUAUUUUGAGCUCAAGAUCGCUUUUGUGAUAUGGCUACUGUCUCCUUAUACCAAGGGCUCCAGUGUUCUCUACCGAAAGUUCGUGCAUCCAACACUGUCCAACAAGGAAAAGGAGAUUGAUGAAUACAUCACUCAAGCCCGAGACAAGAGCUAUGAGACCAUGAUGAGGGUGGGCAAGAGGGGCCUGAACCUGGCUGCCAAUGCCGCAGUCACAGCUGCUGCCAAGGGCCAGGGGGUGCUGUCAGAAAAGCUCCGGAGCUUCAGCAUGCAGGACCUGACCCUCAUUCGAGAUGAGGAUGCGUUGCCCCUGCAGGGGCCAGAUGGCCGCCUCCGACCUGGCCCUGGGGGCCUCCUGGACACUAUUGAGGACUUAGGAGAUGACCCUGCCCUGAGUUUAAGGUCUAGCACAAACCAGACAGAUCCCCGGACAGAGGCCUCAGAGGAUGACCUGGGAGACAAGGCACCCAAGAGGGCCAAAUCCAUCAAAAAAGUACCCAAAGCUGAGCCACUGGCUUCCAAGACACUGAAGACCCGGCCCAAGAAGAAGAGCUCUGGUGGAGGUGACUCAGCUUGAGGUCCCCCAGCUGCAGAGCAAGGAGGAAGCCCCAGUGAGGGCCACAGUCCCAGCCCCUGCUCCACACUGUGCCACUAGCCCAGGUGUCUUAGGCCCUGAGGACUCCCUAAAUGACUGUUUCCAGCCUUUCCCCCGCCAGUGGACACUCCUCUGGAGGGAGCUUGGCAAAGAAGAAGGAGGCACAGCUGUGGGGGUUGAAGACAGAGACUGAUGACUGAUCCCCUAAGGAAGUGGGGGGCUCCUUGGCCAGCACUGCUCUUCUUGCUGCUCUAGCCCCGCCUGCCCACCCAGUGCCUUGCUGAAGACCACGGCCACCUCCUCUCUGAAGCUCUGGCACGCCCCCACUGCUCUUCCCUGAGUGAGAGUGGCACUCACAGCCUAGACUGACCAAGGAGUGGCCUGAAGACAUCUUGAGAAUGGGAAGAAAUGGGGCAGGCCUGGGGGCCAGGGAGUCAUUCAGGCACAGCUAUGAGUGGAGGACAUGGGCUUUAAGUGACCAGGAUGGCCCUGCCUAGAGCUGCAGCUGAUAGGGCUGUAUGCUGUAUGUCCCCACCAAAAAGAAGGUGGGAUUCCAGGGGUGUGCAUGUACGUGUGUUUGUCUUAAUGAGUGUAGGGCUGGGGAAAUUUGUGUGAAGGACUCUGCCUCUAGUGGUCACCUCUGCCCCUCUUCAGCCCUGGCCUUUCUUCCUCUUGAUCCUCCCUGCGAGUCUCUGAGCCUUAGAGGAUCCCAGCCCAUGACAGAACGAGGCUCCAAGGGACCUCUCCCCUCCCCUCACAUCCUUGAUCCCUUUUACCCAUCCCUGCCACUAGGCUGGACCAUUCCACGCUCAGGGCCCACUGUAGAGGCCCUGCCAAGCUGGCUCCUUUCCUCUCCCAUGAGGGGACCCAUCCUUGUGUUGGGGUCCCCUCCUUGUGCCAAGCAAACCCCUGUCAGAGCCAGCCUGGGCCCCGCCCUCUGGCCAAGAGGAGCCUGUGAAGAAGGACAAAGCAGGAGCCAGGCAGCUUCCAAUUCCUUGGUGCCCACUGGACAUUAGGUAUUGGAUGAGCCAAUAAAUCAGACUUUGGCACCUCA
Nannospalax galili (Upper Galilee mountains blind mole rat) is the source of this 2065-nucleotide messenger RNA. RefSeq names its product receptor accessory protein 2 (gene Reep2). The record is from RefSeq and is a predicted model, not a curated record. The transcript is spliced from 8 exons. Gene Ontology annotation, molecular function: microtubule binding; taste receptor binding. Gene Ontology annotation, biological process: endoplasmic reticulum tubular network organization. Bases 229 to 993 code for a protein of 254 amino acids. Gene Ontology annotation, cellular component: endoplasmic reticulum tubular network; endoplasmic reticulum membrane; cytoplasmic microtubule. Lineage: Eukaryota; Metazoa; Chordata; Mammalia; Rodentia; Spalacidae.